AUGCUCUUUACUUUUGAAAAUUGUCUCAUUCGGUCCGCUUGGCUGCUGCGGUAGCGUCCACAGUUCACGUCGUCCAGUUACCAAGAAGGAACAUGGCCACGAGUGACACCGUAGCACAUCCCUUUCUCUCCGUGCUGUUGAACGCGAACCUGUUCCGUGCGAUCCAGGCGUAUCAACGCGGGAUGUUCGGGGAUCUCGUGCCGCGCUUCUGCGAGUGGCAGAAGAUUCGAGCGUCUGCCAUCCCAAGUGGACUGCGUUUUCUCCAGUACACGUUGCCACCUCGGUACACAUCAGUUCCAACGCUCGAAGUCGGGGGUCUACAAGUGUUUGCCGGCAUUACGUUCUUCUUGAAUGCGUUUGUGCCCGACAUGCGAUUCCCGUUGCACAGUGCCGUGGUCGAAGGCAGCCUGUCCGUGGUGCAGCGAUGGAUUGCGUGUUGUGGGGCGUCGUGGAUGACCGUAGAUGCGAUGUUCGUCGCCAUUCGAUAUGGCCACCUGCACAUCCUUCGAUGGCUCGUCCAGACGUACCCUCAGCUCCUGCUUCCGUCGACCCCGACUUGGCAACGAGCCACGACACUAGCAGCAUCCAACGACCAGCUGCAUGUGCUGCGCUUUCUUGAAGAGAUGUCGUCUGGUAAGACAAGUCGCGGGGGACGAGCGCGGAGGCAUAAGCUAGGCCAUCAUCGACAAAACCGACGUGCAGUCGCGUUGUUGCCAUUUUAAAUACCUCGCUGUACAUUCCAAGCCUACAGUACCUAGCAGCCAUAGUUGUGCAUGUUAUAGCUUUGAUUAUAACGUCUGCUUUGUUUGUGUUGUCGAGUAACUUGGCCAACAUCCAUGGACACGAGUGAACAAGUUUACCCUGA
This is a messenger RNA of Aphanomyces astaci, 865 nucleotides long. RefSeq lists its product as hypothetical. NCBI's taxonomy places the organism in Eukaryota, Oomycota, Saprolegniomycetes, Saprolegniales, Verrucalvaceae. The coding region runs from base 93 to 722 and encodes 209 amino acids. The record is from RefSeq and is a predicted model, not a curated record. The transcript has a single exon.